UAUGUGUAUAUAUAUAUAAACUAUUUUACUGCCAUGUCCAAAGUGCCUCACCACUCAAAAAACAACAGCAAGAGAGGAACAACACCAUGCAUGUCCUGUCUCUUUCUGACCGUUGUAUUCUCCUCUUGCUGUUCUCUGCAUCGAACAUUCCAACUUUUCCGGCGAAACCCUCGGCCUCUCCUCCGCCGCCGCCGCCGGUGGGCCGCCGCCGCCGGCUCGCGGUGGAUUACUACGCGGAAACUUGUCCUCAACUGGAGAUGCUUGUCGGCUCCGUCACUUCUCAGCAGUUCAAAGAAACUCCAGUCUCAGCUCCCGCCACAAUUCGACUCUUCUUCCAUGACUGCUUCGUCGAGGGUUGUGACGGAUCGGUAUUGGUGGAAACUGAGAAGGAGAACAAAACGACGCCGUUGGAGAGAGAAGCGGAGGAGAACACAGAUCUAAGCCAAGAAGGGUUCGAUACCAUUAAGAAAGCUAAGUCCUUGGUGGAGAAUCAUUGUCCUUCUCUCGUCUCUUGUGCUGACAUUCUCGCCAUUGCUGCUCGAGAUUUCAUCCACUUGGCAGGUGGACCGUAUUACCAAGUCAAGAAAGGAAGACUGGACGGAAAAUUAUCAAAGGCAGUGAACGUUCCCCGGAACAUUCCUCGUUCGAACUCGACUGUCGAUCAGCUCAUCGAUCUCUUCUCGUCAAAAGGAUUAACGGUGAAAGACCUCGUCGUCCUCUCGGGUGCACACACCAUAGGAUACGCCCACUGUAGGCAAUUCCUUACCCGUCUCUACAACUUCAAAGGAUCCAGAAAACCCGACCCGAACAUCGACUUCAAGCUCCUCAAGGAGCUGAGAAUGUCAUGUCCCGAGUUCGGGGGAGGGUCUAACGUCGUACUGCCGCUCGAUGUAACGACGCCGUUCUCGUUCGAUAAUGGGUACUUCAUCGAUCUGGAGAAGAAUAUGGGGUUGUUGGGAUCUGAUCAAGCUCUGUUUCUUGAUCCGAGAACGAAGCCUGUGGUCAUGGAGAUGGCGAGAGAUAAGCAGAAGUUCUUCGAGGCGUUUUCUAAUGCUAUGGAUAAGAUGGGUUCGAUUGGUGUUAACAGUGGGAGACAUGGAGAGAUUCGAAGAGAUUGUAGUGUACUUUCGUGAGAAAAUUGUAUGAAGAAAAUGUUCUUGAAUCGACCCUGUUCAUAUGAUUUUCGAUUCA
Messenger RNA from Tarenaya hassleriana, 1191 nucleotides. Its product is annotated as peroxidase 19-like. Gene Ontology annotation, biological process: response to oxidative stress; hydrogen peroxide catabolic process. The record is from RefSeq and is a predicted model, not a curated record. Lineage: Eukaryota; Viridiplantae; Streptophyta; Magnoliopsida; Brassicales; Cleomaceae. Gene Ontology annotation, molecular function: heme binding; peroxidase activity. The coding region runs from base 87 to 1133 and encodes 348 amino acids. The transcript is spliced from 3 exons.